Molecule: messenger RNA, 1248 nt
Organism: Penicillium canescens
Lineage: Eukaryota; Fungi; Ascomycota; Eurotiomycetes; Eurotiales; Aspergillaceae
Product: putative ethanolamine kinase
Exons: 5
Coding region: 1-1248 (415 amino acids)
Biological process (GO): phosphatidylethanolamine biosynthetic process; phosphatidylcholine biosynthetic process
Cellular component (GO): cytoplasm
Molecular function (GO): choline kinase activity; ethanolamine kinase activity
Source: RefSeq, a predicted model, not a curated record
AUGGGCUCGACAGAGACUCUGACUGACCUCACGCCGGAUUUCCGCUAUAUCCCCCUCUCCUACAGCCAUGCCGACUCCCAGGCCUCAGCCCUGCGGUUGAUCUUGACCCUCAACCCGGACUGGGAAGGCCCCGGCAACAACAUUCAAUUCGUGCGCUUCACCGACGGCAUUACGAACACCCUCCUCAAAAUCAUCAACCCCAAGGCAGGCCUGACGGAGGAACAAAUAGACAACGAGGCCGUACUGAUGAGGGCAUACGGAAACGGAACAGAGAUCCUCAUAGACCGUGAAAGAGAAACCAAGUCGCACGCCCUGCUAGCCAGUCGCGGCCUGGCCCCACCCCUCCUCGCCCGUUUCAAGAACGGCCUGCUAUACCGCUUCAUCCGCGGCAAGCCCUGCGGCCACCUGGAUCUAGUCUCCCCGCCCAUCUGGCGUGGCGUCGCUCGCCGUCUGGCGCAGUGGCACGCCGUGCUCCCCAGUAGCGGCGCGGCCCCAACUAAGGAUACCGAAGCGUCUGUUUCUGAGAUUGCCCAGUCGCACGAUGAUGAGAUCACUGUAAUCCAGCCCCGUCGUGGUGGGCCCUCUAUGUGGGCAGUUUUGCAGAAGUGGGUGCUGGCUCUGCCGAUUGCUACGCCUGAGCAGCGUGCGCGCCGGUUAAGUCUGCAGCAGGAGUUGCAAUGGGUUGUCGAGGUUCUCGAUGAUGGCAAGGGAAUCGGUGAAGACGGGCUUGUUUUCUCGCACUGCGACCUGCUCUGCGCCAACGUUAUCGUUCUUCCUAGUGAGGAUAACGCGCCCAUUCCUGAAGACGGUAUCGCGCCGGUCAACUUCAUCGACUAUGAAUACGCGGUUCCUGCUCCUGCUGCCUUUGAUAUCUCUAACCACCUAGCCGAAUGGGGUGGUUAUGACUGCGACUACAACAUGAUGCCGACGAAGUCUGUGCGUCGUCAGUUCCUUACUGAGUAUACCAAGAGUUACUGCCAGCAGCGUGGCAUCGAUGCUGCAUCGGAGGCUGAUAUUGUUGAACGGUUGUAUGAGGACGUUGACCGGUUCCGUGGUAUUCCCGGUCUUUACUGGGGUGUUUGGGCGCUUAUCCAAGCACAAAUCUCCCAGAUUGAUUUCGACUACGCCAGUUACGCUGAGACCCGUCUUGGCGAGUACUUUGCCUGGAAGCGUGAGAUCGACGGAAGCCGCAAACAAGCCGGUGAGGAGAUGCCCUUGCGCGAAGCUCGCUGGGCCCAAGAGGCGUAA